AUGCCUGGUCCUGGUGGUCGCAAAACCAAGAGCAAGCCAAAAGGUCCAGCUCAAACUCCUGCCAGCUCAUCUAAUUCGCUUGUUGUGCCGGAUGUCUUUCUUGGCGAUAUCGAUAAUGCUGAAGGCUGGAGUAUGAUCGUCACCAUUCUUUGUGACACUCUCGACAUCCCCGACCUUUCCACUCGUAGUGGUCUCAAAAAAGUUCAUGCCAACUUUGAUUCCAUCUACAGACGCAUCGACAAGGUUUACCAAAGGAAUGCGAACAAUGAACGGAUCAGGGGAGGCAUCGUGGGCAUCUACGCUAAGAUGUCUGUGGACUCCAUCUUGAGGAAUAAACUUUUUGAAAGAGGAUUACUCGACAAAUUAAUGCCUUUGAUUGGCAUCCAGUCAACGCGCCAUCUAGCCUUACGUGCUCUCGGAACUAUCACACACCACGGAGGUGCCCACAUUCGCAUCGAGAUCGCCAAACAUGCGAAUGUCUUGACCAAGCUCAUGCAAGAACACCCUGAAGACGACAAAGUCGCUGAGCUAUCCGUAACUACUCUUGCCCACUCCGUUGUGGCAGUCUGUGAAGGAGGCGCUGCCCCAGCCAAUCCCAAGGUUCUCUCCUCGCUCGACAUGCCUACUAUUCUUCAAGAGGUCCUCAAGGCCGUAAAGAGACCUGCGUCAACGUCCUACACUCUUGAUCAUGCCAUCGAGCUUUUCGCGAUGGGUACCCUGCACGCUACGGCUGCCUACAAAGCAUACCCACCAGCCGUCAACCUUCUCGUAGCUGGGCUACGCAGCAAGGACUGGGUGAUACGUUGCACGUGUCUUGGCGGGUUAAUUCGGCUUCACAGACACGAAGCGGAGGAUGACCAGCGCGGCCUUGACCCCAACAAAUUUAUCGGUGCAAUUCAGCGAGGGUUUCCAGACCACCUUAACGAUGUCUUGAUGGCGUACGGUCCGACCGAUUGUGAUAUUUAUCUCACCUUGAAAACUUCGACCGACUUUCAGAAAGCAAUGGUGGCUUGUGCACAGAACAAAGACCUGUACAAACUUGGUUUGAAGCUUGCCGAAUUCAUUUUGCGCACCGAAUUUUCCAUCGCAGAUGGCAUGUUCCAAUACCUGGACGAACGCACGGGGAAAUACGAGACUGCCGAUGUUGGGUUGCCCUUUACCAUGUACGCCGAAUCUCUGCCCCACUGCGCCAAAGCAAUCCGCGGGAGGAAGCGGCCGAACGAGGAGGAUCUGGCCGACAUCUUGGAUAUCAAAUACAGGAUCAUGAAACAACGCCUACCUGAUGCUGUUGAGCUUGCAAAGAAGGCCCUCCUGCGCAACCCAAACGGAGCUUACUUUUACUAUGCCAUUACCUUAUCUGCGGAUAACGUCCAGGGACUUCGUGCGGCGAAAAAAGGUCUCAAAUGCAAGGAUAUAACGCCAUUCGUCAGAUUUCAGUUGAUGCAACGGGCUGUGGAGCACGCAGGUGAUAUGGGGAUCCGCCUUCUUCAGGAUUCGCCUCAAUCUGGGGAUCACAAAUGGGAAGAAGGCAUCGCGUUCUUGAUGAGCGCAUUGGAAGACUCGAAGACUUACGUCGAGCAAGCACCACCGGACAACAGACAUAUGAAGAAUGUCUCAUAUUGGAAUAUCCUGUUGACGAUUACGAUCAAGGAGCAUUUGAGUCCUGACUUGAGUGAAAUGCGGGGUGCACUCAAACGGCUCGAAAUCGCGGACGAAUUCAGCAUCUUUAUCGGCGUUCCCCCGCCCAAGACAAACCUCAGACUUGCCCAACAAUCUGUGGUUGAACUUUUCCCCAAAGCCAUGGAGGGAUUUUCCGACAUCAUAUCUAGGAAUGAGGUUGAGGUCGAGAAGCCCGUCCUUUCUCCAGGAAAACUGGAAGACGACUUGGCCGCGUGGUUGGACGGGGUGUCUAUGGACGGGACGAAUGGGGAAGAACAAGAAACGCAUUGCGUGCAUCCCAAGAUCACUGAUUCUUCGGUGGCUUUGUAUCGCUGCUCGUGGUGCGGCAAUCCCUCUGCUGCGUUAAGAAAAUGCAGCAGGUGCUCAAAGACGAGAUAUUGUGAUUCUGGCUGCCAGAAGGCGCAUUGGAUAUCAUUUUGCUGGUGUGGGAUCCCUUCCCCAAUCUCUUUCAUGAUGCAUGCACGGGCUUGGCAGCAACGAUUACAACGCCUCAUUGCCAUUCAAUAUCUCAACCUUCUUGGGGCAAGUGAGGGGGGGGUGAUACAUGGACGGUGA
Messenger RNA from Laccaria bicolor S238N-H82, 2235 nucleotides. RefSeq lists its product as uncharacterized. The record is from RefSeq and is a predicted model, not a curated record. The transcript has 7 exons. The coding region runs from base 1 to 2235 and encodes 744 amino acids. NCBI's taxonomy places the organism in Eukaryota, Fungi, Basidiomycota, Agaricomycetes, Agaricales, Hydnangiaceae.